Molecule: messenger RNA, 8385 nt
Organism: Nezara viridula (southern green stink bug)
Lineage: Eukaryota; Metazoa; Arthropoda; Insecta; Hemiptera; Pentatomidae
Source: the annotation of a GenBank genome assembly
GAAUAAAAAUUAAAUGUGUAACCCAUGGGUUGAAUUAUUCAUGAAAGAAUUUUUAAAAAAUGGAGGAAGAGAAGAUGUGGCUGCAUUGAUUCAACCGUGCUGACAUCUGCUGUUGCUUCGGGCAAGUGUGACCAUUCAGUGUUAAAGUUGCGGUGCUUGAUGACAAGGUCCAUUCACUGCUGUUAUCGCUAUGGCUAUGUGAUACUAGGAGACGAACAUGGCAGAGUUUAUCCGUGGUGGCUGCGGUGUCAGCGUCAUGUCAAAGGAAAAAUUACACGGUUCUCCGAGUACCGGCAGUGAAGAAGGGCACGAUGGGGCAAUAGCUGACGAAUUCGAUCCUUUUAUGGCCGACCCAGAAGAAAUUGUCGGAAAUGAAACUGUACCGAACGCUCCGCCUGAAACCCAAUGGUAUCAUGGCAGGUUGGAUCGGUAUACAUCUGAAGAAAGACUUUGUCAAGCUGCUAAAAUGGGAAGCUACCUAGUUAGAGAGAGUGACAGAAAGCCUGGUUCCUAUGUGCUUUCUUACUUGGGAAAAACUGGUAUAAAUCAUUUUCGAAUUACUGCAGUUUGUGGUGAUUUUUACAUUGGCGGAAGGCAGUUCUAUUCCCUCUCUGAUCUUAUCGGAUAUUACACUAACUGCUCCGAUCUCCUGAAGAGAGAAAGGUUGGUGCAUCCUGUGCCACCUCCUGAACCAGUUAACGACAAGAAAAGAGUUGUUGCAAUCUUGCCAUAUACUAAAAUGCCUGAUACUGAUGAACUAAGCUUUCAGAAGGGAGACAUAUUUUUUGUUCAUAAUGACAUGGGCGAUGGAUGGCUCUGGGUCACAGCACAUAGGACAGGAGAGCAGGGGAUGAUUUUCAGAGAUCUAGUGGAUGAUCUUGAUGAUAGUAUAGAUCCAAAUACUGUAUUUAAUUGGUUUCAUCCCUCCGUUACAAAAAGUGAAGCUGUUGACAUGUUAGUUAAAUGUGGACCUGGAAGCUUUCUUGUCCGACCAUCUGAUAAUUCCCCAGGGGAUUAUUCACUUUUUUUUCAUAUCAAUAAUCAGAUACAAAGGUUCAGAAUCGAGAAAAAAGGAGUACGUUACCUCAUGGGAGGAAGGACGUUUGAGUGUCUGGAUGCUGUUAUCAAUCGCUAUCGCAAGGAGCAAAUUGUUGAAGGGCAUACAUUACUUCAACCAGUAUGCAGGACAAUGUCUGAAAGCGAUGGUCCUGUUAAAUCAAAGGAGGUGCAACAUGCUGAGAAGAUAUACGCGACCUUAAGGGAAUGCAGAGAACAAGUUGGACUUAAAAAGAUCAAAGGAAUCAAGAUGCAGGGAUAUUUGAGUAAAAAAAGUGAGAAAAAUAAGAAAUGGAAAUCGAUGUAUUUUGUUCUUAUUGUUGAUGGAACUGACACUCACUUGAUGUUUUAUGAUAAUCCUAAGAGAACUAAACCUAAAGGUCUGACUGAUUUAUCAUGUGCUUACCUGUAUCAAGUUCAUGAUAGUGUAUUCGAGAGGCCGAAUUGCUUUCAAAUAGUAGAGCGUGCAUUGCCCUGUUUAGCUACCACAACAUACCUCUCUGCAACAACAGGUGAUAUCGCACAGGAUUGGAUUAGUGCAAUCAAGCCAUUGUGUGUGGCUCAGAUGACUCGCUCUCCGAAGGUACAACGAUUACGGGAGCUGCGAUGCCUUCAGUUGCAUAUUCUUGAAGCACACAGAAUUCCUUAUAAGUUUGUGCCAAAUCCUUUUUGUGUCAUUUCAUUAAAUCAAGUUAAAGUUGCAAGAACUAAGGUGAAAAAUGGUCCAGAGCCUUUCUGGGAUGAGGAAUUCGUUUUAGAUGACGUACCGCCGGAUGUCAUCACUUUCACUAUAACUAUCUACAAUAAAGGAAAAAGAUCCAAAGAUACAGAAAUCGCUGAAGUCACAGUUGAGCUUACCUCUUUGACCAAUGGUGAUGAGGUAGAGGACUGGUACUGUCUCUCUGGUGUGACACCGAUGGGCGAAUGGGGCUCUUUGCGAUUAAGACUUCGCUAUCUUCACGAUCUCAUCAUGCCGAGAGAGGAAUAUUCACCAAUACAGGAAUUGAUACUCGACCCAUCGUUGGAAGUUGUUCGAGCAUUGGCUGACGUUUGUCAUUUAGACAGGGUGCCUCUGGCUAAUUCUUUGCUUAGAAUAUUCAGGCAUGAGAAACGUGAAGCAGAUCUCUUGAAGUCUUUAAAUGAUGCUGAAAUAGAAAAAGAAGAAGAAACGUCGACACUGUUUAGAGCAGCGUCUCUUACUACAACUCUGAUGGAUUUGUAUAUGAAAUCAGUUUGUACCGGUUUCUUACAAUCAGCUGUUCAGGAUAUAGUUUAUAAAUUACUUGAAGCAAAACAAUCUUGUGAGCUAAACCCAAAUAAGAUGGAGACUCCAGAUGAUGCUUGUGCUAAUGCUGAAUUUCUUUUGCAAGUACUGGAUGAAGUAACUCUUUCAAUAUUUAUGUCUGCUGAUGCAUGUCCAAAAACUGUUAGAUACAUUUGUGGAUGCCUGCAGAAAUCUGUUAUGGGUAAAUGGCCCCAUGAGAGAUUUGUAAGGACAAGGGUUGUCAGUGGAUUUAUAUUUCUUCGACUCCUUUGCCCAGCAAUUCUCAACCCAAGGCAGUUCAAUCUUAUCUCAGAACCUGCGCCUCCUAUGGCUGCGAGGUCACUAAUAAUGGUAGCUAAAUGCCUUCAGAAUCUGGCUAACCUUGUCGAAUUUGGUGGAAAAGAACCAUACAUGGAAGUAGUCAACCCAUUUAUUUUGAAAAAUAAAGAGAGGAUGGUUGUCUUUCUCGAUCAGCUAUCUAAUAUUACUGAUAAACCAGAAAGUGAAGGUGAGAGAGGAAAGGGAGAUCCAGCCAGAGAUCUUGGAACUCUGCACCAUAUAUGUGUUUCACAUUUAAAAGAGCUACAGCUUUUAGGCAAAAAUCACGCAACUUUGAAGAAAUUGGUGACUGUAACAGAAAUGCUUAGCAAGCAUAAACAGAAGUAUCUUGAAAUGAUACGGUAGUUUAAUAAACUACAAAACAAUGGUCUUCAUGUUUUCAGGGAGAGGGAAUUAAGAAAUUAACUGCUCACACCACUUUUGCGCAGAUCCCUCGCAGUCAUAGCUGUAUUUUUAUAUUCCAAGAAUCUCAGUGUCGGCACUCCGAUUUGAGGUAAUUGUGCCGUUAGUUUUAUAUGUUAUAAGUAUGUGUAUUUGUAAAAAGUCUGUUUACAAAUGUUUAGUUUCUUUAGCUGUAGUAUAAAUGUAUAUAAUAUUAAGAUGAAAUUCAAUUGGAAAUAAGAAAAAAAAAAAAAAAAAAGCUUUUAUAUAAUAUAAAAUCUGAAAUCAUGUUAUUUUUUGUGUUAUGAAUAAUGCAUUUAAAAAAAUCUACAAAAUUAUAUAUAUGGAAUUUUGGUGUUCAUAAACAUUUUAAGUGUUUUUAGAAUAAAAUUUCUGUGUGUUAGUUAUAAAUUGUUGUUUAAAAAGAAGAAAAUUAAAUAUUCCUUUAAACCAGAAGAAUUGGUUUCUAGUAUUAAGAUUGAAAUUUUAUUGUUUUGAAACUAUUAUAACAAUAGCUAACUUUUCUUAUCAUAUUCUAUUCUUAAUGAAGUUUAAAAAGUUAAUAAACAUUUAAGUUUUGUUAUUAUCAUUUUCAAAAUGGUACUUUAUACUCCACUCUGUCGGACACCACUAGGAACUUAAAUAAAUGGCACUUUUUUAAAGAGUCUUUUAAACAAAUGUCGUUCAUUCUUACAAGACUUAUCAGAAUUAUGAAUCAUAUGGAUAUUAUUGGAUAUAUUUUAGAAUUGUAAGGUUUAUUCAAAUGAAAUUAAUUUAAACAUGAAAUUUUAAAAGCUACCUUUACAUUCAUCUUGAGUAUAAAUUAAAAAUAUAUAUAUAAAAAUAGGUAUGAAGAAUGUUUUCAAUUUAAUAUUUUUAAUCCUACGUAUUUUCGAUACAAAUGCUAACUGUUGAAUAUGAAAAAAUGAAAAAUUUUCAAUCCUGUACUCUAGCAAUUGUAAUUGUAAUUAAAUAUUUUUAAAGAGCGAAUAGAAAAUCUUCAAACAUUCAUAAAAGCACAUAUUAGUGUGGAAAUUAAAACAUCUUCGAUAAUGAUAUUAGAGUAGUUUUUCUCUUUUUUGUUGCCACUUUCCCCCUCUCCUCCCCAUUAAACCUGUAAUGUGCUUAAGUGUGUUUUCAUGUGGGAGUCCUUUUUUUUCUUUUAUUAUUUUAAUGGUUACUCUCUUCUGCUUUGACACAGUUAAUAUAAACAAAUUCAUUUACAAAAAUAAGAAAUUUCACCAUCAGUAUUUCUCAAUACGUUAAUAUCUAUAUAUUGUGACUAGAGACCAGAUUUUCAUGUUAUUGCACAUUUUGUUCGCUUUGGUGUAAAAACUUCAAACCUGACAAUAUAUCCGUUUCAUGAUCUGUAGAAUAAUAUAUUGAAAUUUCAUUUUGCACAAAAUUGUAUGUUUUACAAUUUAAGUACUAAAUUUCAAUUUUAACUGUAUAAAGUAAGAUACUUAACCAAAUUUUCUUUAUGACACAUACAUGGGUAUGUAUUCAAAUAUUUAUUUACAUUUAUUAUAUAUUAUAUUAAGUUGGCAGUUGAGAACAGGGAUAUCUAACCCAUGGACAGUAUAAAACUGGAAAUAGUUUUUUAUUUUUUGUUCUCAAUUUUUUUAUUCAAAAUAAUAUUUUCAAGUUAUCAUUCUAGGAUCAAAAGAUAUUUUCGACUCGUAUUGUUUGAUAUAGGUAACAAAAUUACUAUCCAAGUACACACAUUUUAUUGUACAAAUAACAGUAUAAUUGGGUGUAACAUAUUUAAUAAUUUAAUUUAAUGCAAGUUGAUAUAGACACUUAUGAAGUCCCUCAUCAUCAUAGUUUGUUAUUCGCGAUUCCAAAACAUAUGUAUAUAUAUUUAUUUUGUAGUUUUCAGACAAAUAUGAAAGUAUUUAUAAACAAAUGUUAUAUUUCUGCUUGGCUGUAUGUUGUUUGACAAAAUGCUGCCAGGUUAGGUGAGAGACUAUGGAUUUUAAUAAAAGCAAAAUAGCUUAACUCACGAUCCACUUUUUUAAAAAUUUAAAUCAAUCUACUGCAGUAAAAUCAAUCUUCAAUUUAAAAAUGUACCGUUUUUUAAAAAUAUAUAAUUAAUUUUUCGUAAGCUGAUUUUCUUUAAUAUUGAUUUAGGUUAAUCGUUGUUCAAUUUAAAUUAGAAUUAGAUUUUUCUCAUGUUACUAAACGUUAACCUAACUUCAAUUUAGAGCCUUUAACUCUUAACAUAACAGUUAACAAGCAUUAAUAUUAUAAGUUAAACAAAAACUAUGAUUUUGGCAUGUUAUGGCUUUUGCAGUUUUACACUUUUGGAGUUUUUACUGCACUAUUUUCAGUUUUAUAUUGCACAUUUUUCAGUGUUUUACUAAACAAAAAUCCGGUCUCUAGUUAUGUCUAAUAAAUAUUAUGAAUUUUAAAUCAAAAGAAUGAAUUAAAUAUGGCUUCAUUAAUAAAAAGUAGAGUUAAAUAUAUAUAUAAAAAAAGAGAAUCAAAAUCUAGAACAGAUAUCUAUUAUCGAUAUUCAAUUUCAGUAUAUUGUAGAUCACAAACAGAUAUUCUAGGUAAUCAUAAUUUUUUUUCCUGCUGGUGUCUAAUAUUAAACCUUAAGUACCUUCUAAAUUUUAAUUAUAUCAUAAAAUUGUUUUGAAUUAUCAUGAUAGAUUUAAUUAUAUAAUGUUCUAGAAACCAUUCUGCUAGGUCAGGUUGUCACUCACAACUUUGAUUUAGUUGGCUGUGAUACUACACACAAAACUAAGUGAUUAGUUGAAUGUGUAAUGUUUAUUUUUUGUUUUUAUUUCAGUAAUUAAUCUUUUAUUUAUUUAUGAAAGUCUUAAGCUUACGAACUAUAGUAAAUAAUAGAUUAUGAAGUUUUUUUAAUAAUUAUGCUCAAUUGAUGGUGAUUGAAUUCUAUAUUUAUGUUUGUUAUUAUGGAAUAGCAUUGGUUGUGGGUGACAACCUUUAAAAAGAGAUGUUAUAAGGCCUAAGUUGUUUUAAUAUUUACAGUUUUGUUUCUCAAUUAUAUCAUAUUGUUGUGGAUUUGUUUUAAAAUUUUAUUACGUAUGUUUGGUCCAUAAAGUUUAUAUAUGCAAUUUAUACAUAAAUAUAUUGAAAAAGAGACUGAAGAACUUGGCCUAUGUUGUCAAAUUUCAUUCUCUGUUAUUUAAUUUCCUUGAUGUGUUUGUGUCCUAUUCAGGUUAAAUGGCAUUUAUUUAUUUUAUUUUUUAUAUAGCAGGCAGUGGUGAUUAUUAUUCAGUCUCGUAAAUAGUCAGAUAUAUUUCUGUUUUUUUAAAUGUUUUUUACAUGAUAUAUUUGUGUUUUUUUUAGAUAUAUUACAUUUUUUUUUUUUUUUAUUCUAUCUAGAUAUUUAUUUUUAUUAUCAUCCAAUGCAUAAUUGAUGAAGAGACAUUACUUAUUAUGUGCCAAUUUAUCAUAACCUUAAUAUAAUAUUCCCCUUCAGUGUUUGGUAUUUAGAUUUUUUAAAAAUAGUAUUUUAAAUUUGACUUUUUACUGUUUCUUGUGUAUAUCGAAGCUUCUUUUCAUGUGAUAAUGCAUCCAAUCAUUUACUCAGAGCACUUAAAAAUGAAACAGUAUAUAAGAUGAAUGAAAAUGCGCAACUAGUGAAUUAAUAUCGAUUGCUGCUGUUGAGGAUUGUUUGAAUUGGGAACCAAGACAUCUCACAUCUCUCUAUAAUACCCAUUUUUGACGUAUGGGAUGUUUCAAGUUCACUUGUGCCCUUCCUUCAACUGGUUGAAUUGCGACAAUGACCAUGAUAUAGUUCUAACCAUCCUAUUUUGAUCACAUUUCAUAGAGGGCUACAGGUUCUAGAAUCAUGCUAAAGCAUCAGAGGUUGCUUGAUUACUUCUAGUAAUUCCUUUCUAGUGAUGUAUUAACAAAAAAAAAAUUGUUUCUUGAUCUGGAAAUAAGAACAAUCAAGAUCUUCAAUAAUAAUUGAAUGACGGAAUGGUUUUUAUGGUGAAAGCUUGGCUUUUAUCAUCUCUUCAUGCAUUGAUAGAGAAAUGAAUCCAUCUAUCUAUUUCUGAAUGAUAUUGUUCAUGCCAUGAUUUUGGUAUAGCAUUACGUGUUGUUUGUUUUGUGUACAGAUUAUCUUCUAUGAUAACAUUUUGAAACUCUGGAUCUCUAACUAAUCUCAAAAUGAUUUCCAUUUUUUUCUUUUCACCUCUCGUAGCCUAAAUCGUAAAUAAAAUUGGUCACACUUUCAUCCUUAAAUUGCAGCAACACAUUGUAUUUGGUUUAUUUUUCUUUGGUCUCAGUGAAAAUUGCUUUUGUUUGGAAAAAUCGAGCAAUCACAAAACAAAAAAAAUACUGUUUCAUUUAUCUGAAAUGGAGUAAUAGGUUGAAAAUACACUAGCAUGAGCAAUUACUUCAUUUUAUAAAUUUCAUUCAUUAUGUUUAUGUCCUGAAAAAUUAAGUUCAUUGAAGUUUUCCCAAAUACUAACCAGUUAACUCAUAAGUUGAAUAUAAUUUAUAUUAAUCACAUACAAUUUAAUUAGUUAUUUCAGAAACAAAACAUAUAAUUUUUAAAUUUAAGAAAACCAUAAAAAAACUAUUUCAUACUGAAAUUUUCAUAAAUAAAAUUAUGCACAAAUACAUAGUGUAAUCUUCACACUAUUUAUGUAAUAUGUUUUCUUAAAUUAAAAUAUGUGUCAAUGAAAAUUGUAUGCAGAAAGAGUUUCAAUUUAAAAUUGUUAACAAUUAAACAUGUGCUAGCUUUAAAAUAAUUCAAUAAAAUAAUUUUACAUUAAAAAAAAAUAUAUAUUAAAGGUUUGAAUUGAAUGAAUUUAUCCACUUUAAAUGAAAUAUUGCGAAAACCCAGUAAUAUGUUCAAAAGAAUAUUUAGUAAAUUCAAGGAUCAACUAAAAAAAAAUUAGAUAUUACCAAGCUUUAUAGAAACUAAAAAGAUAAUAUUAAACAGUAACACACUUUAAACAGAUUGUUAUAAAAUUAUGAAAGCUGGAAUAUUUAUAGGCUUGGUUAUUAUAGCCAAAAUAAAUGAUUGGGGACUACUAACGGGGCAUCAACCAUUUAUGAAAAGUGAAAAGCCUUGUUCUCUUGUAUGUACGUUUUAAUGAUUUUGGAAAGUAGUACUCAAGCUCAAUGACGGCUCAUUUGGUGGUUUGAUGGAGGCCUUAGAAAUUUUAUUAAAUGAAAAUAUGAUUUUGUCAUCUUAUAAAACAUGAUUAUAUUAAAUAAUUUCUCACUAAAAUUAACAAUAAAAAUAUUAAAUUUGGCAUUAGUCAUUCUAUCAACUAAAAGGCUCAUAUACGCCUAGAGAUUUAAAGUACAUUUGUAUAUUUAACCUAUAAAUGAUUAUGGAUUUUACUUCUAUUAGU